UGAAGUAAGUUUAUAUUCUUUUAGUAACUUUAUUAUCAAGUCAUAACUUGUAAACCAAUUAUCAAAGGUUAUGUUUCGCCUUGUUCCCCUAAUUGGUUUUACCAAUCGCAGAAGUAUGUCAGCCGGUUUGUUGCUAAGGGCGUACGGAUCUCCAUGCUGCUGGCCUACAUAUGCUUCUAAGUUUAGUACAUAAAAUGUUUUUGAGUCUACAAGUGCAAAUACCUUGAGGCCAUAUUUAGCUGGCUUGUUCGGUAUGUACUGCCGAAAUCCGCACCUACCGCGCAAAGACUCAAGUUUUUCGUCUAUUGUUAAAUAUUCCGAAGGUACAUAAGCUGGUUGAGAGUUUUCCACAAACCGAUCAAAUAUUGCCCGAAUUGGAGCUAGUUUAUCAAUUUUAAGUCUUUCCUCCCGAGAAUCUUUAUUGUCGAACCUCAGGCAGCUUAGUAGGAACCUAAAACGCUUUAGGGGCAUCGUUGCUCUAAACAUGUCUAUACCGGAUCCAUCGCUAGCCCAAAGCUCAUCUAAAUUUAACCUACUAGCCCUAAAACGGCCACACAUAUAUAGUAGUCCAAUAUGGGCUUUCAUUUCUAAAGCUGUUGUUUGUUGUAUGAUCGAUUUGUCAUUAUAGUUUUCAGAUUUCGUUUGAAUUAACCGAUUAGUGCAUUCAACUAUAGAGUCAAUAAUAAGUUCGUCUAUAAAAAUAUUCCAACAAUCAAAAGGGGUUUUGGCCUCUUUAGCAACACCUUUUGGUCCCGGAAGAUGGAUAAUAAUAUUUUCCUGACGUGUACGCACAGCCUUAUUUCCUGGAUUAGCUACCCAUUUAGUUUUUUUUGUCAACUCCCCAUAAAUACCUUGACUUUACUUCAGGCGAAAACUCCUCGACAAUGUCAUCUUCUAAUAUUUCUUGCUCAGAAUCAGACUCCUCAGAACGCUGGCUAACGUGGUCGUCAAACUCGCCCUCAGAGCCGGAUUCAAUGGGCUCCUCAUCAAGUAUUUCGGGUACCUCUGAUGAUUUAUCCGAAAUUUCCCAAAGCCUCAACAACUUUUCUUGCUCUUUUUCAUAUGACCAUCGAGCAGACAUAAUAUCUACAAAUUAAAUUCAAGGUAAACAAAAAAUAUCAAUAGAGUAAUAAUAAUAAUAAUUAUUAUAGGUUUAUAACAUAUUAAUAUUAUACGUAAUUAUUAAUAAUAAUAAUAAUAAUUUAUAUAUAAUAUGUCGUAUUUACCUCUAAAAGAAUCAAAGAAUUAAAGAAAAAAAAAUUACGAGAAUGGUAAGCUGGCGCUACGUAUUUUGCAACGGACAAAAUUUUAGAGAUGUUAAGUAGGUUGGGGUAUGGUAUAUACCCCACCACUGGUCCUUCCAGAACUCUCGAAGGGUGAGGUUUAUGUCCUCCGUCACCUCAAAGCAGCGCUGAAAAAUGUAAUUGGUGUACGUCUUAAAAUUAGAAAUCACUUACUGAUCCAUAAGCUGUAGGAUAGGAGUGGUAUUGGGUGGUAGGUAGAGAAUCUUUAUAAACACGAAAUCUUCCGAGUAAAUCAUCUUCGAGAUUUGGUGGGUGAGCGGAGGCAUUGUGGAGGACAAGAAGGGCCUUGCAUGUGUAUAGUGUUUUCCUGUAGAUAUUUUUUUAACAAAAGGGCUAAACACUAUUCCACAAUGAGUUUCCUGCCUUCAGAUUUGCCCUCCAUAUAACGUUUUUCUUUUAUAAAAUCUUAUGUGACUAAAGGCUCUGAGAUUUUGGUAUACUAGCAGAGGCUUGAUUUUGCAGUAGCCACUUGCAUUGACGCAAAGUGCUAGAGUUAAUCUAUCCUUGAUGGUUUUGCGCCCGUACAUCCACACCAAGAGAAUUACUCCCACACCUUGCUCAUGUAUUCCUAUAUAUCACGUUUUAUUUCAAUAGACAUCAUCUUCUUCGCACCCAUGGUUGGAAAAAUAAAUAUGAUAAUGUUUUGUAAAUGAAAAAAAAAGCAAAAAAACACGACUGCACCUCAAAAAUGCUUCAAAAACGAGGGAAACAAGUACACAGGGGAAACCGAAUCUUUCCAUUAAUUACUUUUAAAAAAUAAAAAAAUCUUAAUACGCUAAAUAGGUGACCUGUUUUAAAAGCCUAAAAGUGGGCGGGACAGACUGCCCUCUACUAGAUACGCCACUCACUAUAAGAUUUGUCCCCAAAUUCACUUUUAAUCUUUAUAGUCCAAGAGCCCGCGGCUUUCAGGCCUACGUUAUAUUAUCAAAGCUGAAAUUUUUUGUGUGGUCUCCAUAUAAGACAAUGCAGGUAUGAACGGAUUCUCACUAUGGAACUUGAGUCGCAGUGCCAUCGUGCUUUAAUAUAAAGUAGUAAAGGUGAAUAAAGUUUUGUCUUAAAUUUGUUAAAGUAUAUAGCUCAGUUUUUGUAUAUUUUAUUAGUAAUAAUGUUAGAAGCUGCUUUGUUCAUCGCCGGACGUCUAGUAUAAUUAUUUAAAAUUAUAGUAUAAUUAGUUAUAAUUAUACUUUCGUCUUAGUAUGAAUGAUGAGCUUUAUAUAAUAUGUUAUUUGGAAAACUAUAAAAUGAUGUUUCUUCUGUAGCCGGACAGUUUAGGUGAUUCUCCUAUCUUGGCAGAUACAUUGAAAGUCAGUUUAGGCUUAUUAAAGAAGUUAAAACCCCAAAGAGAUUUAUUUGGACGUAUGCUGGGUAUAUCGAUGGGCAUAUUGUAGAUAUUACACUUACCACAGUGCCAUUCUCAACAUGCUAUUUAGAUGGGACCAUUUGUAAAACCGCUUAUCUGUGUUGAUGAAAUGUUACGUCAUGAGCAACCACUUAGCAUUGAUGUUUUAUUAAUAAUUGGUGUUUUUUUCUGAUAACUGAACCGGAGCAAAGUCAACCACAUGAUUUUAUCAAGAAAUUCAAAGAAUUCGAUUUUUAAUAGGCCUAUCAUCGAAUUGCAUUCGAAAUAAAGAAGACGAACAAGAGGAGGUUUUUAAUAUUAUUCAGAGAUUUAUAUGCAAUAUGUACAAUACUCACUGUAUAAUUGAUGUUAAUGCGAUAAGACUUCAAAAGUUUAUAAGUUCUUAUUCAGCUCUAUAAAGACUUCAGGUACGGUAUGAAAUUAUUAUAAAUAAAUUAUAGGCUACUUCUAAUUGUUGUAACUUAUUUGAGUUAUUACAGAAACAGACGGAGAAGGCGAUUAUGAUGAUGGAUGACCCAUCUAUAUAACACUAGCAGUAAUGAAGAUAUUGGAAAUAUUGACUACAAUGAUGGAGAUGAUGUAAUAUUGUUUUAUGUAUUUAAUAAUACGUGUUUCAAAUAUUACUAUUUUACUAUGUCACACAGGCCUACGCUGAUGAUCUGGUAAUCCUUUGCCCAGGGAAAGACGCCGUCUCAAUGCAGGGCUCUAUGAUGAGAGCCCUGCUAUGGUGGACAUAUGGUGCCUCUCGGGGGGUCUCAGGAUUAACUCCAAAAAAGUCUUACUAUCAUUAACUCCCACUAUUCACGAGAAGACGUAACUUUGGCACGCCCCCUGUUAUAUCUCUAGGUGGCGUGCAGCUGCAUUACUCCAGGACAGUUCGAUUUCUGGGAAUAUAUCAAGUUGGAUCCCAAACUCUCCUGGCACGAUCAUGCAGACACCAGAAUAAAGAAGGCCAUCUGCGCGCUCUGGGCCUGCAGGCGGGAUUUUGGCAAUACCUGGGGUCUGUCUCCUAAGAUCCUCCACUGGAUCUACUCGCGCAUUGUGAGACCUCUUCUCACAUACGGGGCUAUCAUUUGGUGGUCAUGUACGGAGAAAGUGAAAAUUUGUGCUCAACUGGACAGAGUCCAACGUCUUGCAUGUCUCAGCAUAACGGGUUCCAUGCGGACGGCACCAACUAGAGCGCUUGACACUCUGCUAAGCCUUCCGCCUCUGGACCUCGUUGUGCAAUUCGAGGCAAUGAGGACUGCGUACAGACUAUACGUCCUUGGCGAACUACGUGCUGGCGAGACCGGUCACGGGCCAUACGGGAAUGUCCUCUCCUUCUGAUGGGCAGUGACUGCAUGGCUCCAGUGACUGUGGACUGCGAGGGAUUCGUGACGCACAUUGCAGGCAGAGAGGAGUGGCAGCAUUCCAACAGACCUGCAUUGCUAAAUAGGGGAACCAUCUGGUACACAGAUGGCUCCAGAAUGAAUAACAGAACUGGAUCAGGGCUUAUUGGUGGGAUCCCACAUACCAGUAGGGCAUACUCGCUGGGGGAGCACGCCACUGUCUUUCAGGCCGAAGUAUUCGCUGUAUUAAAAUGCGGACAGAAAAUCCUAAGCAGCGGACACCGCAAUACAGUUGUAUCAAUAUGCUCGGACAGCAGAGCUGCCAUUAAGGCUAUCACGGCCGCAAAGGUUGGAUGCAGGGUCCAGCUCGUCUGGAUACCUGGCCACGCAGGCCAUGCAGGUAAUGAGGAAGCGGACUCUCUCGCCAGACUGGGAUCCGCGAAUGUGCCAAUGGGGCCGGAACCCAUAAUUGGUAUCGCCAAAUGCGUUGCGGUCGCGUCAAUGAAGGGUCUGCUGGACAAGUGGACCUACCGAAGAUGGACUGAGUCCCCUGGUAUGAGACAGGCCAAAGCGCACAUAGGUGGGCCCUCUGCCUGUCUCACCAAAAAUCUACUACGCCUAAAAAGACGCGAAAUUCGGCUAGUGACAGGUCUUUUAACUGGUCACUGGCACUUAAGAAGCCAUCUCCAUACUAUCGGUAUUGCGGACAACCCGGAAUGCCGAUGGUGCUGUGAGGAGGAUGAAACCGUUGACCAUGUAGUCGGGGAGUGCCCAGCACUCACGCGCGCCAGGUUCAAAUACUUGGGUAACACUUUCAGUGUACCGAGCGACUUUAAGUCCUUCAGACCAGAGAGCCUUAUCGGUUUCUCUAAGGCCGUUGGGCUCUGGUAACCCCCGGUGGGGCAUGACGGGUCCAUCAGGAGACCUAUAUGCACAACUGCCUUGGCAGCCCACUGUUUCGCCAAUUCACUUUGUAUUUAAUUAAUGGCUAUAAGUUUAAUUAACUACCUUCUUCUUUCAAUAAUUAUCAAAAAUUUAUCAAACAAUAUUUCUUUAUAGUUUUCUCAAAUCUCCAUAUUAUUCAGUAAUAGUUAUUUUAAAAUAUUCAAAUUUUACAUUGUUUACAAAUCCCUCGAAAACCUCAACUUCAAAAUAAACAUGAAAAUAUAUAUUAUUUUUUCAAAAUAAAUUUCUGAGGUCAUAAUAAUUUUGUAAAAUCAAUUUUCUUGGUAAAUCCAGUAAAUAGAACGCACUAUUUCAUUCGCAUUCGCUUACAAAUAUACAUAUACAAGGUGAAGGUAAAACAAUUUAUAAAAUAAAUAUUUCUUCAGAAAAGUCUCUUCUAGACAAAUAAGACCUUUUUUUAUUUUUACAUUAUAAACAAAACUCCAGAGUAUGGACAUCACUCUACAAAAUAUAUAUACAUACACCUCGCAUUCGUGCCUAGAGUGACUUUCAAUAUGUCUGGCAAGAUAGGGGAACCAUUAGAACUAUACGGAUACAGAGGAACCAUCAUUUUAUAGUUGCCCAAAUAACAUACAUAAAGCUUAGCAUGUAUAUAAUGACGAAAGUAUAAUUAUUAUUUAUUAUUCUUUAAGGCUAUCUGGGCGGGGGUGGCGACCGGACUAGGCGUCCGGCGAUGAACGAGACCGUUUAAAACAUUAUUACGAAUAAAAUAUAUAAAAACCGAGCUUUAUACUUUAACAAAUUUGAGACACACUUUUACUCACUUGGCUAUCUUUUACCUGCUGUAGCGACCGCGACCCAAAUUCUAUAUCUUCAGGGUCCAUUCAUACCUGUAUUGUGGACACUUUCGUCUUUUAUAAUAUAACGAAGGCCUGGAAGCCGCAGGCUUUAUUAUUC
Molecule: messenger RNA, 5855 nt
Organism: Anthonomus grandis grandis
Lineage: Eukaryota; Metazoa; Arthropoda; Insecta; Coleoptera; Curculionidae
Exons: 2
Coding region: 3990-4883 (297 amino acids)
Molecular function (GO): nucleic acid binding
Source: RefSeq, a predicted model, not a curated record